This is a messenger RNA of Diutina rugosa, 912 nucleotides long. RefSeq lists its product as uncharacterized. The transcript has a single exon. The record is from RefSeq and is a predicted model, not a curated record. NCBI's taxonomy places the organism in Eukaryota, Fungi, Ascomycota, Pichiomycetes, Serinales, Debaryomycetaceae. Bases 1 to 912 code for a protein of 303 amino acids.
AUGAAGAUUUCGUCCACUUUGGGAUUUGCCUUGAUCGGAGUAUGCGUCGCCGUUGAACCUUGGUUUAAUACGAUCGAACCCUCGGGUGAUGGUUUUGUUAAGACAGAAAUUGCUGGCCAGCCGUACUGGUAUAAAACUCAGCUUCUUCCAGAAUUGGACCCCGGUCAAAUCGUCUACACCACUCAAGGCGAUGUGUUCGACAACAUCUUUUCGAAUUUUGGGCAAUUCUCGCUUUUGUCUGAUUACGUCGACAACUACUCGAAAUAUUUGAGUAAGUUCACCGAUGUUAUUGCGUCGUUACCUACCGUGGUUGUUGGCGACCCAGGCGUCGAAACAGCUAAUACUGAUGCAGGCCAGGCGCCGUCUACGUCCACACAAACACAAAGCCUUGGUGAUGGGGUUAAUGUUGAUUCAGCGGGUGGUGGAGAAGCUGAUGCUACCUCCUUGACUACCGCGGAAAGUUCGGUACCUGUGGAGUCCGCAUCAGUUGAUUCUAAUGAGAGAAGUCUCCGGGGUGUGACUCUUACUUCGUCAAGUGCCGAAGAGUCUGUGACAACUGCUGGAGGCACGGCGAUUGCGGAAGAUUCACUUGCCAACAACAAUGGACCGGGGUCUGUGGAACAAAUUUCAACGGGAAAUACUGCAGAAAGCUCCCCUGACGAACAGCCGACAUUUGCUGACGGCAAUGGAGACCCAACAGGCAUGGAGUCUGCACCCGGUAACCAUCAAAACACCAUUGGAACCAAAGCUACCUUGACCGGUAAUAACAAUGCAAACACGGUUGUGGGUAAAACCACCUCCAAGCCUGGAGCUAGUCACUCAACUUCGUCGGCUGAAUCCUCGCAAAACGACGCAACCACGUUUGAGGCCGAAUUUUGGACUUUUGCAGCUUUGUUGAUGGUACUUUUGUAA